GUGUGAUUGGUGUAAUUCAAUGGAAUAGGAUGUAGACUUACAAAGAUAUUUUGUUUGCAAGAAGUUCAUUUAAGUCUCAACGUGGCCGCCAGUGGCAGUGACAGUGACUUGCGCCAACUGUUAUGGGCAUUCUGAUUCUGAUUCAGGUGUGUUAAAAUGUUUUCGGAAGAACUAAGGUCUGUUGAAGCUGAUUUUAUGAUAUCUGCACUUGAAGAUUUGAAGGAGGAACAAAGGAUAAGUAAAAAUGUGCAAGGUAUGUCAUCAACUGAGCUGAUGAAGCUUAAGGAUCACUUGGUAUCUAGCAUACAAGCUGUGUCGCAGCAACUGGGCUUGCUGCUGCAGGAGCGCGACUCGCUGCAGGAGGAGGUGGCCGGCCGGCACGUCACCAUCGCGCAGCUGCUGCGCAUACAGGAGGACCGCGCCUCGCAGCUGGGCGUCCAGCCGGCCGUUCAGAUGUCGGCUGUGCCGCGCCGGUAGCCACCGGACGGCACUCCGCCAGCCACGUGAUACCUGAUCGCCUCAGCUUUACACCAGUCCGCCUACCCGCCGAACGACCGGGCGCGCGGGGCCCUCGAAACGUCGCGACGUUGACCAUGACAAGCGAUAUGCCUACAUUACGGCGUAGCUACAGCGGGUUAGUCCCAUAAUCAUCGACACUAGACAGUCAUAUCAGAGGAAUUCUAGACUAUGUAGUAUCCCCAAAAACUCCAGUGUGGUGCAGAUCAUUUGCAAAAUGACACGUAGGACCUGUUGCGUAUUUAGGGUAGAGUGGCUGGAGACUGGUCUGCGAUUUUUACGCAGCUAGUUAUUUCUAGUCCUAGUCCCUGCAUCUAGGGCAUUAUCAAGACGAGUUGAUUGCCUAGUGCGGUAUUAUGCUUACUGUCCGGACUCCCGGUGAUACUCGACUGUGACAAAGCGCGAAAUGAAUGCCUAUUACCUUCGUAGUUAGGCGAACGUUACGAUUCCAUAAUUAUUACAGUUCCUUGUACGUUUUAUUUUGACGUCGCUAGCCUUAAUCACGAGUGAGACUUUCACGGCAUUAGCUUUAGUGCAUUGAGGACCUGUGGCCCCGACUUUUCAUAGCGAGGCGGCCAGUAGGCAGACGAUUUACAUAUGGCGCAUUCUGUGGUUUGAGUUGAUAAUAUUUUGUGAUAUUCCGGUGGCAGGGUCUGGGUGCAGGGAACUGCGUUGGUACGGGGCUUGGGCAAUCAAUGGUACAACGCUCGGCUAGGAGAUCUUGAAGGCCCGGUUUUAUUUUCCCGAUUGAUAUUAUUGAGUUGUCAGUUGAUUCAGUUGAAUUCGGGCGAUUGCGUGAUAACUUGAACGAGCUAUACUGCGUGUAAAAUAUACAAGGUACGCUA
Messenger RNA from Amphibalanus amphitrite, 1361 nucleotides. RefSeq lists its product as uncharacterized. Lineage: Eukaryota; Metazoa; Arthropoda; Thecostraca; Balanomorpha; Balanidae. The record is from RefSeq and is a predicted model, not a curated record. The coding region runs from base 157 to 477 and encodes 106 amino acids. The transcript has 3 exons.